AUGCCCUCCCCCGAUGAAAUCUUUCAGAAUUGGAACGGCAUCAUUUCCAAUGACUUCGCAGAAACCAUCUCCAAAACAUUUGCACUGCCUCCAGGCGACGGCUAUCUGUACAGAGCCGAGUCCUUCGCGAUGGCCAUGCCGCAGAUCCAAGAGCAGGUCAACUCGGGCAUACUGAAAUACAAAUACCAAUCGCAUGGACAGCAAAUUGACGUUGCCCCUGCAGACAUCACAGCGUACACCUCGAUCUUCUCCCCCACCACCGACUCCUCCAAGUCCUUGACCUCAUUCGCCUCCAAUGCGAAGAAAUCCUCCCCUCGAGAAACUGUUGCGAAAUACCUUCAAUCACGGCGCAUCCCUCCCGCAUUCAAGGUCCCGAAAUCGAAGUCCCAUGUCAACCCUUACUAUGACCUCUGGGUACUUUCGUGCCAUCUCACCUCCUUCUUGGGACCUCUCCCACACUCCUCAUAUGCGGAUCCGCUCAAUGCAAAAAUGACACACCCUAUCCUUCCAGUGUUCUAUCACCAUUUCGGCUGUGUUGUCCCCACAUACGAGGCUCUGUUCAUCGUUUCCCAACUGACUGCCGAGUCUGGUGCAGAGGGAAUAAUUGACAUGGCAAGUGGGAAUGGUUAUUGGACAUACAUGCUACGCCGAAUGAAGCUCAAUGUUGUUGCUGUGGAUAAUAUGGCCAGCGAAUAUCGAACUAUGUGGAUUUCCGACACGGUCAAGAGCGAUGGGGUUGAAUACCUGAAAAGGCAUGCCGGUGGGAAGGGAAGGAUUUUACUGAUGGUAUACAUGAUUACAGCGGGAACCUUCACGAAGAGGGUCGUCCAGGCAUAUCGUGGGGACACGAUAGUAGUUGUCGGAACCCAGAAUGCUAAUAGGUAUACGGGGUUCAGCGAUUGCACAGUCGAGGAAUGGUUCGAGAAAGAGAUGCCCAACUGGCAAUUAGUAUGCAGAAUUGCCAUGCCGAGCUUUGCCGGAAAGGAUGAAGGCUUCUUUGUCUGGAAAAAGACGUGAGGCGCGGGCGAACGAUGAGCAGCAGAAUAUUUGAAUCCACGGUUGCUGAUCCGUUCUCUCCCCGUUUCUCUCAAGCGUUUUGAUUCGGGUUGAAUUGAGUUCCACCCAUGACGAUGCUUCUUUCUUUCUUUCGAUGGUCAGAAUUUUAAGUGCCUCCAGGGACCAGCUCUGAACAAGACUUGGAUGACCCACAAUCUCCAACCCCCAUCUCUUUAGUCUAUUUUCAUGAUCUGCCUACGGCCCUACGGUUUCGUAUCCCAAGUGGAGUGGGGUAUCUACCAUUACGUUUCCUUUCCAGAAUAUCAUAUUUCGUUCUGAGAUAGUUGUUUCAAGAAUAGCUCCCAAUACUACCACGCAUUUUUCACCCGCGUCGCGGCUCCCGUUUCAUGAUCGUUCAUCUAUGUAUAAGAUUUCAGAACUUAUAGCCCUU
Molecule: messenger RNA, 1447 nt
Organism: Amorphotheca resinae ATCC 22711
Lineage: Eukaryota; Fungi; Ascomycota; Leotiomycetes; Helotiales; Amorphothecaceae
Exons: 2
Coding region: 1-1017 (338 amino acids)
Source: RefSeq, a predicted model, not a curated record